UCUAUAAAGGCUUUCCAGAGGUCAGUGAAGGAGCAGUUGCAAAGAGGGAGAAUAUAUUAAUAUAGUGACAAUGAUUAACUCUGUGGGACUGGGCUUUGUGGUACUGCUCUCAGCAAUGGGAGCAGCAACAAUAGAGAGAGCGGAGUAUGACUACUACAGAUACCAUCCCAUGCCAGAGAUCUUCAAAUGGAUGCUUCAGAUUGCAGAGGAUCACUCUGAUCUUGUCACCAUAGUGAAUUAUGGACUCAGCUAUGAGAUGAGGACUAUUAGCUUGCUUAAGAUUGGUCUGAAUACUGGAGAGAAAAAAAAAGCUAUCUGGAUGGACUGUGGUAUACAUGCCAGGGAAUGGAUUGCCCCAGCCUUCUGUCAGUACUUUGUAAAACAGAUUCUGCAAUCAUACCAAACUGACCCGAAAAUGCAAGAGAUGAUGAAGAACAUGGACUUCUAUGUCACACCAGUGCUCAACGUGGACGGCUACAUCUAUUCCUGGAAGGACAACACGACUCGACUGUGGAGGAAGAACAGAUCACCAGGACCUUCAGGCUGCGACUGCUACGGCACUGAUCUCAACCGCAACUUUGAUGCCAACUGGGGCACGGUUGGUGUGUCAUUUAACUGCUGCUCAAACAUCUACUGCGGGAGCAAACCUGUGUCUGAGCCCGAGGCCCAGGCUGUAGCUGAUUUUGUAGGAAGACGGAAGGACGACUUCCUGUGUUUCCUCACCAUCCACUCCUACGGCCAGCUGCUCCUAGUUCCCUAUGGACACCCCAACUUCACCGCCUCCAACUACGACGAGCUGAUGAAAGUGGGUUUGGCUGCAGCAGACGCCAUUAAGAAGGUCCACGGGAAGAACUACACUGUAGGAACCUCACCAGAUAUAUUAUACCCCAACUCUGGUUCAUCCAGAGACUGGGCUCGCAUGCAGGGCAUCCCCUUCACUUACACCUUUGAGCUGAGAGAUGAUGGGACGUUCGGCUUCAAGCUCCCGGAGAAUCAGAUCCAGCCGACCUGCGAGGAGGCCUACCAAGGAGCCCUACACAUCAUCACCCACGCCCACGACAAGACCUUUAGCAGCGCCGUGGCCACGGCUGCUGCAACCCUGUGGACCAUGCUGGUGGCAGUGGGUGUUACCUGUGCCACUCAGAUGUGAGGUGGAAAAAAACUGUAUGAAGGGAAGUGAAAGCUGCACCGCUCUCAUCAUCCUGCAUAUACGGCUGUUAGUCUGUUUCAGAAACAGGUUGGAUUUUUAAAAUCCAGUAUUUGCAAGAUUUUUCUGACCUCACCUGACAGAACUUUAUGCUCAUAUCUGUAUCUGCUGAAUGAAUAAUAAUGCAUCCAUGGCUCAAAUUACUACACAGCUUUUUUCUACUCAGAUUUGUACAAUGCUCUGCUGUUUGUCCAGUGUUUAAGUUAAAGUUAAAGUUGUCUGGUUUCUUCAUCUUUCACUCGGGAGCAAAAUCUGCCUUUAGACUUGAAAGAUAUAAUGAUCUGACAUUAAUCAUGAUAAUUAAUGAUACUGACUGACUGAUAACAUUUUUGGUCAUAUCAGCAUACCAGCCCCACCCAAGACUAUUUGCUUUCAUCACUGACAUGUAGCCAACAUUACCUGGCACUAAAAAGUACCAACUCAUCUAUAAAAUAUUCUAAUAUAUGAUAUUUUCCCUUUGUUCAUGCAGGUGUUUUAAUUGUGCCAUUAUCUGCUAUCUGAAACAUGAAUAAAAUCACAGC
Messenger RNA from Lates calcarifer (barramundi perch), 1728 nucleotides. RefSeq names its product carboxypeptidase O (gene cpo). Gene Ontology annotation, molecular function: metallocarboxypeptidase activity; zinc ion binding. The record is from RefSeq and is a predicted model, not a curated record. Bases 71 to 1150 code for a protein of 359 amino acids. The transcript has 9 exons. Gene Ontology annotation, biological process: proteolysis. Lineage: Eukaryota; Metazoa; Chordata; Actinopteri; Centropomidae.